CAAUGAUGGUGCUUGUAUUGAUAUGGAACUCAGAUGUGAUGGAAGGCCUCAAUGUAAUGAUAAAAGUGACGAAGAUGAUUGUUCUUUGAUUUAUAUUGAUAAAACAUACAAUAAGAAUAUAAUCCCAUCUGGUUCUGAUGGUGGAAUGCUGAACGUGAAUAUAUCUCUGGCUAUCCUGAGUAUCCUGAGUAUUGAUGAAGUUAAAAACUCUUUUAAUAUCAAGUUUCAACUUAGAAGUGAAUGGAAGGAUCCCAGACUUAGUUAUCAGAAUUUAAAGAGUAAAGCUGAUUUGAACGUUGUAUCUCCUCUCCAACAACAUUAUAUUUGGGUCCCACAGAUGAUAUUCUUUAACACGGAAGAUAAUUUAGAAACCUUGGUUGACACUAAAACUAUCACACAAAUCUAUCCACAUCAAGAUUUCAGAUUUGACCGAGCCCCAAUUUCAAGCAGUAAGAAUACCUAUAUAUUUGCUGGUUCUGAGAAUACCUUAUCCCUAACUAGAACCUAUAAUGUAAAUCUACUGUGCAACUAUGAUAUGAUGUUUUUCCCAUUCGAUUCUCAAAUUUGUUUUGUUGAAAUAAUAACAAAAGGGAAUACGGACCAGUUUCUGAAUUUAGUUCCCGAUGAACUUGAGUUUCGAGGACCUCAAGAGCUUAGUCAGUAUUUCAUCCGGGGAUUUCAACAAUGCUCCUCGACGAUCAGUGGAAAAAAUGGUUUGAGGAUCGAGGUGGUGCUGGGAAGACGACUUUUAGGAAAUGCUCUAACCAUUUUCCUUCCCACAAUGCUACUCUUAGUUAUUGGUCACGUGACAAACUUUUUCAAACCUUUCUUCUUCGAAGCAGUAAUCUCUGUCAACCUAACUGUAAUGCUGGUACUUGCCACCAUGUUUAUGAGUGUAUCUGCUUCAUUACCAAAUACGUCCUAUGUCAAGAUGGUGGACAUAUGGAUGCUGUUCAACAUGUUUCUACCCUUCAUAGAGGUUCUUCUGCAUACUUACAUCGACCUUCUUAGGGAGGAGGAAGGAGAGGAGAGAGAGAUUAAUCAUCAUGGAAAACCAAGGAAGGUCGCACCUUCAGUAUCUACUCUAAAGGUUGGAGAAGGACAGGCUGGUUGGAUGAAUAAACUGGUUUCCAGGGAUGAACAAGUUCAACAGAAUGCGCUCAAAGAAUACUAUAAGGGACAGAAGAACGUCAACAAAGGGAAACUAGCGAUUGCAAAAUCUAUCUCUCUCAGGUGGAAUCCGGCCAUUAUUGUCGUCUUCAUCCUCUUUUACUGGAGUUUUGGGCUUACACUGUACUUCUAUCCGAAGGAGAUCGGGGCUGUAGAACUCACUUGUACAUAAGCUAUGUACAGAUACAGUGGGACCCAUAAAUUGUGGAAUAGGAAGACUACUGUUAAACUUGCGUUAUGAUUUUAGAAAUUCAAAUGAACAAUAAAAACACCAAUUGUACAUCUACACAUUGUAUCACAUUAUAUCACAUGGUUAACUACUGCAAACAGACCCAUUUGUCACAUUAUGUCACAUGGUGAACAACUGCAAACAGACCCAUUUGUCACAUGCCACAUGGUGAACAACUGCAAACAGACCCAUUUGUCACAUGCCACAUGGUGAACAACUGCAAACAGACCCAUUUGUUUCAAUAAUAAGUUGAUUUUAAAGUUACUGGUAUAAUAGUUUGCUUCAUAAUAAUAUGAGAUAGGUAAAAAAUGUUAGCUUUCAUUUCAAAAGUUAAUGGGCCCCGAUGUAUUGUAUGUGUACAUACAGUGAAUCCCAGAUAUGCAAAGACAGUUUUUUGAUAAUUCUAAAGAAACUUCUUUUUAUUUUUAAUUCAAGAUAAAUUAAUAGCCCUCAAAUAUGAAUGCAACUGAUAUUGAACUCAUUUUUCGCGUCAUUUGAUCUUAAAUAUGUAAUACGACAUUAUAAAAAAACUAUAUACCUGGGAUCACUGUAUUACAGCUCAUAUGUAUAAACAUCGUACAGUGGUAGGCGAUAAUAUCAAUACAAUGAAGAUGACUUUUUUAGUUGAGUUUUUAUAGUUAACAACCCUUUUUUCAAAUUACAA
Messenger RNA from Eurytemora carolleeae, 2063 nucleotides. Its product is annotated as gamma-aminobutyric acid receptor subunit beta. The transcript is spliced from 17 exons. Gene Ontology annotation, molecular function: protein binding; transmembrane signaling receptor activity; extracellular ligand-gated monoatomic ion channel activity. NCBI's taxonomy places the organism in Eukaryota, Metazoa, Arthropoda, Copepoda, Calanoida, Temoridae. Gene Ontology annotation, biological process: monoatomic ion transmembrane transport. Gene Ontology annotation, cellular component: membrane. The record is from RefSeq and is a predicted model, not a curated record. Bases 23 to 1342 code for a protein of 439 amino acids.